Messenger RNA from Chilo suppressalis (striped riceborer), 1032 nucleotides. The record is from the annotation of a GenBank genome assembly. NCBI's taxonomy places the organism in Eukaryota, Metazoa, Arthropoda, Insecta, Lepidoptera, Crambidae.
AUGGGCACAGUGUCGAACAAGCAGUCGAGGUCGAAGGACGCAAACAUGAAGCUGUUUUAUAUAAUCGCUACCCUUGCAGUAAUUGCAUUCGCCGAAAACAUUGAUGAAAGCGAAAUAGCCGAUUCAGAAGCGGCGGCAACUGUCGAACUUUUAAAAGAGUCCAGGGAAUCGUUGGAGCCAGCGGCCAGCGCCUACAACUAUGUCCAAUACCCGCAACAGAACGCAGUAAAUGCUGUUGCCAGUACAAACAACGCAUACGCCCAAGCGAAAUACUACGCACCUCCUUCGAACAGCUAUGUGCCACCGACAAAUAAUUAUGUGCCACCGACAAAUAAUUACGUGCCGCCCUCGAAUAAUUACGUGCCGCCCUCAAACAAUUAUGUGCCGCCCAGUAAUAAUUAUGUUCCACCCUCAAAUAACUAUGUGCCACCUCAGAAUACUUACGUGCCACCUCAGAAUACUUACGUGCCACCUCAGAAUACUUAUGUGCCACCUCAGAACUACUAUCCUUCAAGCACUUGGGCUCCCGCUGCCACUUAUCCCACAACAACUACACCAAGCCCCGUUAUCAAGAACGAGCUUGUUUACGGUGACAACGGCAGUUAUAAAUACGAGUACCAAAUCGCCGACGGCACUCAUGUAGGCGAGGAAGGUUACUACACUGACCCGAAGGGCACCGAUGAAAGCCUCGUCAAGAAGGGGUGGUAUUCCUACCCUGGGCAAGACGGCAAGAUCUACACUGUCACUUACUGGGCUGACCACACAGGAUACCAUGCGACUGGUGAUCAUAUUCCUACCCCUCCACCCGUGCCGCCUGCGAUCCAAGCUGCUUUAGAUCAACAAGCAAAAGAAGAAGCUGCAAAGGCUGAAGCACAGAAAAAUAAACCACAAACUGGUUAUUACCCCAACCAACCCACAUAUUAUCCCAAUCAACCGACAUACUACCCAAACCAGCCUUCUUACAACCCAAACCAGCAAACAUACAACCCAAACCCAACCUACUACCCCAGUCAAUCUUCUUAUGGUAAAUAG